Molecule: messenger RNA, 2874 nt
Organism: Homarus americanus (American lobster)
Lineage: Eukaryota; Metazoa; Arthropoda; Malacostraca; Decapoda; Nephropidae
Product: U-scoloptoxin(11)-Sm6a-like
Exons: 4
Coding region: 362-1060 (232 amino acids)
Source: RefSeq, a predicted model, not a curated record
UGCACCACGUCGCCACCACCACCGUCCCGAGCCCACCCGAUCCCUGGAGGUGACUGACUGUGACAGAGACAGAAAGAGAAAUCGAGAGAGACAGGGACGAAGUGUUGUGUUGAGAUCAGGACGCUCUCCGAUACCACUCCUGCUACUUCAGACACACACACAAACACACAUACUCACACGCACGCACGCACACACACACGCACACAUACACGUGACUAGGAAUAGUCUUUCUGAACUAACCCCGCGAGGUGAAGUCGCCAUGGCCGCCACUGCCACUUCUGCCUGUUAACUUGACCUAGUUAUCUCGGCGGCGUGACUGGUGACUGUGGGGCGGUGUUGUUAUCCAGCUGGUAACGAAGACAUGGGCGUAAGUGUGAAGACCUUCCUGGCCGUGCUGGGGCUGGUGCCAAUGGCCCUCAGCUCCCCCAUGGUGGCUGGAAACGUGGCCACCAACGAGCUCGUCGACACCCCCAUCCAGGAGGAAGUGGACCUACCCAACUGCCGCAGCGGGUCAGCAUGCGGGUACCUGCAGGUGAAUGCGUACGGCGUGAGCACCAAACAUUUCUGCCGCUGCCCCAGGAGACUCGGGUCAUGUGGACUGCACUGGGACCCCCAGGACGGCCGCUCCGUCACCAUGGGAUCUGACCAGUUCAAGUUCUGCGGGUCAACCCCUUCUCUGCAAGUGUGUGGGCGGGAUGAGGCAGCCUACACUGCCGCCUACAUCUUGGACAAGGCGACGUUCAGUAUGGCCGGAGAGCAGCACCACCUCCACUGCUACUGCCCGCCGCCCCUCGGCCACAUCCGCUCAGACGUUGUGGAGGAGGUGGUGAACGAGGAGAUGAUCCUGGCCACCGUCUACACCUGCUCCAGGCUGCCGGUAUGCACAGAGGAGACGCCUUGUAAGGAGGUGGCCAUCGGCGGCGGGACGGCCCUCGUGUAUGUCAAGUGUCGCUGCCCCCACGAGUCUACUUGCCCUACCCUUGGCACCUCCAUCACCCCACACUCCAACACUUACCCUCAGGGCUCCGCCUACUCCGUGCACUGCCACCGUCAGUAUUAAAUCACGACGCUCCUUCCGCAAGCUGCCUCCUCCACCACCCCCACCUUCACCAGAGCCCCUCAUUUAAUGAAACAUGCUGUUUCUUCCCUGCACAAUCGACCUAGACUCCGUUCUCUGUCACCAGCAUACACCAGCGACCUCCGAACUGCAGCAGUAGAGGGCAUCAGUCACUCCUCAGUGCCAGCACCACCCAGGCAAUUCCUUCCUUCCUGACCUGACUUUCCAGUUACGCUGUACAUGUCAUCAGACAUCUCGCCCCCAAAUAUGUGUCAAAGCUCUGGUAAGCCUUCGACAAAAAGAUCAUUCACAGGUUCUGUGUGGGAGUGAGGCCAUGGCCCACACAGAGCAGCAUCACCAGGGUGGGCCAAUAACGCUAACAAAUUCCAGUAUAUGAGACUCAAUAUGACAAAAGAAUAUCACAACAUAGUAUGAUCACUUGUAAAAUAUGACACCGAAAUGUUGUUCACCAUAAUUUGAUACUCUUCGACGAUACAUUAUAUUAUGCAACAUUUUUGGCUAUGUGCUGUAAGGUAAAACAACGUGCAAUAUUAAACAUGGUAAUAGGAACAUACUCGUAUGAUUAAAAUAAUUUCGUAUCUUUACUAAUAAUUAGUUUGCUAGUAAUUAUUAAUAAAGGACAUAAAGAAGUAAAAACGUAACCUAAUACCUGACCUAAACAUUAGAAACACACACACACACAUAUAUAUAUAUAUAUAUAUAUAUAUAUAUAUAUAUAUAUAUAUAUAUAUAUAUAUAUAUAUAUAUAUAUAUAUAUAUAUAUAUAUAUAUAUACUUGGUGUUGCUGAGAUUUUUCAUGACUAAACCGCACUUCACAGCCACAUAGCCUCAGUAAAACAACAAUGUUCUUACCCGAAGCAAGUUGCCUUCUGACAUUAUCCAGGCGCUUAGUUCGUAAACAGAGUCAAUGAGAAGUUUUUAUUCACUUACACACAUUAGCUAACAGCAAUAGACUACUCCCAGAGCGUUGCCAUGGGUCUACCACAUUUAAAAGAGGUAUACGGACAAUGUUGCCACAAUAACUCACCACAGUAACACAAAGACGUUGCACAUAGUUGCCAAGUAACGUCAAUACAGGACCGCGCACACAGUGUUUCCGUACACGUCAACAGGUAAACAAUGGGCCUCAGGUAACAACUCGUGAAAGUAUAGCUCCUUUCCUCUCCACCUUCAGGAGUUUCCACUUGAGGUCUUCGACUCGUCCCUCAGUCUAGGUUGACCAGGAGAUGUUUCUUUGGUAGUUCAUUCUUUUAUUCUUAUCAAGAGGCUGGAAUCAUCUUGUUUUCCUAUUCUUUCAUUCUUCUGGUCACAAUCUCUGGUAAUCGACACUUGAAUCCAGCAGGUUAGAGAGUCAAAUGCCAAAAUAUGUUCAAAGCUGGAUCGGUGAUGAGAAAUCCGGGAUAUGAAGGAAAAUAUAGAAUCUUGGUGGAAAAUCCGGAAUCAGAUAUCUUAAAAAAUUUCUGAAAAUCUGAAUAAAAAAAUCCUACUAAUCGCUUGAAAUUGAAAAAAAAAAAAAAAGUUCAAAAUUAUGUGAACUUUGGAUAUGUCUUUUGGAACUUUGGAAUACUGUGGAUAAUAGAGAACUAAGAAAAAAUCCAACUUGCCACAUCAAGAGAGAGCGAAAAAAAGAGGUGUCAACAAACAUAAAUCAUCAAGACAUUAAUGACAUAAAAAGACAAAUAGAGAUGGUUGAAGAUAUAUGAUGCUGAUGAAGCUUUUACUGUAUAUCAGAUUAUGGAAUUAUGAGCAUGGAAAGGUGGAUUUAUAUCUGUUUAAAAGAAUAAAAAUAUAAAUUA